AUGAGCUCCAAUGAAAAUAACAGUGAAGUGGCAGUAGACAAGGUGGGCGAUGAGAAGUCUGGAGACGCUAAAAGUGACCUAAAAGGAGCCAAAAGGGCAGCGGAGGAAAAGACAACAGAAGCGAAAAAGGCGCGAAAGGAAGAAAAUGGCGGCGGCGGGGAAGACGAUGCUCACAGCGACGAAGAGGAUUUGGAGAGUUUUGAAGUCAUAGGCGAGGGUGAGGAAGACGACGACGAGGAGGUAGAGGGAGAGGAGGGCGAGGAAGACGAAGAAGAAUUUGAAGAAGGAGAGGACGAUCUCGAAGACGAGGACGUAGAAGAGGAAUUACUAGCCGACGAGGAAGAGGAUGACGCG
Brenthis ino (lesser marbled fritillary) is the source of this 354-nucleotide messenger RNA. The record is from the annotation of a GenBank genome assembly. Lineage: Eukaryota; Metazoa; Arthropoda; Insecta; Lepidoptera; Nymphalidae.